Molecule: messenger RNA, 1291 nt
Organism: Pimephales promelas (fathead minnow)
Lineage: Eukaryota; Metazoa; Chordata; Actinopteri; Cypriniformes; Leuciscidae
Source: RefSeq, a predicted model, not a curated record
UUCAGAUGUUGAACUUCCUCAGUGUCUUCAUUGCGGGACAGUGGAGUGUGUGGACAUUAUCACAUCUGUGUUGUGAGUGUCAAUAACGAAAACACGGAUGACAUGUGUGUGUUGAGCCGUGACAACUGAGCACACCUGCACUACAGACCUCGGUUUAGAAUGAAGUGUCCUGAAUGCAGUCACGAGUCUUUAGACAAGGCUCCCAGAUUCUGCAGCGCGUGCGGUUGUAAGAUGAUGUCAGAGUCACGUGACACAGCGCCGGCUAAAGCACAAGACGAGUCUCAAUCAUCCUCAAACAUUGACACCGAUGCAGCAAAAACUGAUCUCAGACCUGAGUCUGAAGAGCUGGAUCUCCAGAACGCCAAUGUUUCUCCGAAGCGUCCGAAUGAAGACGCCCUCCCGUGCCCAAAGAAGAAGAAAAGAAAGAAAAAGAAGAAAAAAGCUGGUGUUGGAGAGGAGCCUUCGUCUCUGACCUCUGAACUCUCUGAUAUAUCUCUGAAUGAUAAAGAGAAGAAAAUGGAGGAAGACCAGUCUUCUGACAGUGAUGGCUCUCACUGCACCGUAGAGGACAUGCCUAAAACUGAAACCUCUGGCGUCUCGGCUUCAGACGCUGGGAAAGCUCAGUCUGACAGUGGUUGUGUAACGCCUGGAGCGGCUGAGGAGCUGAUCAACACCAGCACUUCUCCACCAGUGUCAGAACAGGCAGAGAAGGAGAAAACGGCACAGAAGACUAGAUCCACAGGAGCACAAACUGCUCUCGAUCAGAAUGCUAGUAUGGACCAGAAUGCAAACAUAAAGAGCGGUCAAAUGGAGACGGGUCAUCAGGACGAGGAACAGGCCAGUCAACAGAAGAUCACAGAGUCUGGGAAACACAAUGAAAGUGGGGAAGCAGAAACCAACAAAGAGGUUCAGCCAGUUAAAACAAAAAAAAAUCAGAAGAAUGAACCACAGAAACCGUCACAGGAAAUGGUAUUUGGCCCACAGAGCAAAUCCAAGAAUGCUGCCUCCAGUGGAGAUCCAGUGAAGGUGGAGCAGAGUGAGAAGCAGAAGUCUGCUCGUUCUGACCAGAAAACUGAACCUGACAAUGAAAGUGGGGAAACAGAAACCAAUAAAGGAGUUCAGCAAGUUUCAUCUAAAAACAAAAAAAAUCAGAAGAAUGAACCACAGAAACCAUCACAGGAUGUGGCAUCUGGCCAGCAGAGUAAAUCAAAGGUAAACAAAAAUUUAAUAUAUAUAUUUUUUUGUUCUGGUUCUCAAUUUUGAUUGGCUGAGAGCCUUUUCCAGGUCUGUU